This is a messenger RNA of Aspergillus wentii DTO 134E9, 1392 nucleotides long. Its product is annotated as Zn(II)2Cys6 transcription factor domain-containing protein. Gene Ontology annotation, cellular component: nucleus. The coding region runs from base 1 to 1392 and encodes 463 amino acids. Gene Ontology annotation, molecular function: zinc ion binding; DNA-binding transcription factor activity, RNA polymerase II-specific. The transcript is spliced from 4 exons. The record is from RefSeq and is a predicted model, not a curated record. Lineage: Eukaryota; Fungi; Ascomycota; Eurotiomycetes; Eurotiales; Aspergillaceae. Gene Ontology annotation, biological process: regulation of DNA-templated transcription.
AUGCGCCAAUUCUGGGACAAGAUGCAAAACUCAACCCCAUCCAACGCACCACCCGUGCAAAAUCACAAAGAAUCGGGCUUGAUGCACGAUUUUUGUAAAGUGGUUGGGGUACAGAAUGCUUCAUUCUUGGCUGAUGCCUCAAACACACUUAGGGAUUGCUAUGCAGAUAGCAGCGGGCCCAUGGCUCCCACAACGCCUGGUACAUCGGAUGUGCAUCGAGCAGCAAACCCCGGCGAUUUAUCAGGGGCCUACAGGAAACCAGAAGACAACCACGUACGCAGGCGUGGGCGACCUAAGAGGACGACAAAACUCCUAGGAAAAGGAAGCGUGCAGUUCAAGCCUGUUCAUCCUGCCGCCAAAGGAAAAUUAAGGCAAUGCAUGCAAGAGGAAGCCUACCGAACGAAUGGGAUACCAUGCAUUCGUGGCAAACCAGGCAAGCGUACAGUCCCGGCGUGUUCAUACUGCCGGCACAGGAAGAUCAAGUGCAGUCAAGAGGAAACCUGCCAGGCCUGUCAAACGAGAGGAAUACCAUGCAUUCGUGGCGAACCACGGAUUGUUCCCCGUAUAUUAGCAGCGGGAAAGAAUACAGAAGAUCCAUCUUGUCACAGACAUCAAAUUAUGCGGGGUACAGAGCAUGACCAAAGCAAGGAACCAGCUAUGGUACCAGCUGCCUCAUCACCACCCCGAAUGCAUGUUGGCAUAGGAAAAGCAGAUGAAACUGUCCUGUCUCCGGCGGAUGACACUCGAGUAGUAUAUCUUAACUCGCUGUUACCACUUGCUCAUCCCCAACCAAAACAGCAAAGCCAUGGCUCACUUGAGAGAUUAGAAGCGGCAGCAACACUUGGAGCCAUGUCAAUGGAUAUACCUGACUACACCCCCGAAAGUGCCUCGCUUCAAACAAUAUCACAUGAAUGGGAAUCGUCACAAAUGAUAUGGCCGAACAACAUCUCCGUGGACACUCCAGGCCUGGAUCAACUGCCCCCUCCAGGGUGGAAUGAGGGAUGGCCGGGGACAAUGAACAAUCAAGAGGAUCGAGGGGACGCAGACUUGAUUGAUAUAAGCACGGAAAACCAGGAUUGGUUAUCCUGCAAUUUGGCCGGUAACGGCGCACACUGGGAUGCGUGGGAUGGAAUGGCGGACCACGAGGGGAUGAACGCAUUACCCGUUUGGCCCAGCACCGAUAUUCCGCAGUAUGCCCUAGAAGACAUGGGAACUUCAAAUUCAUGGCCUCAUUACACCCUACCAGGGGACCAGGUCUUCUCGGUGGGGACAAACAUGGAUGACUUGCUCAUGGAUCCAGUGCGAUGGCCUGCAACAGAAUAUGUUGACCGGUGGCAAAGUGCUGAAGCAAAUCCGGGCCAUUGGGAAGCCGGUGGUACUGGAAGCCAGUAG